Molecule: messenger RNA, 2292 nt
Organism: Lodderomyces orthopsilosis Co 90-125
Lineage: Eukaryota; Fungi; Ascomycota; Pichiomycetes; Serinales; Debaryomycetaceae
Gene: CHS4
Product: Chs4p
Exons: 1
Coding region: 1-2292 (763 amino acids)
Molecular function (GO): protein binding
Source: RefSeq, a predicted model, not a curated record
AUGAGUUCUGGUUCCUCACACCCUUAUCGUCAAGUAACUUCAUCUAGUAGUAGUGCAACUACUUCAACAACUACAGCCACCACCCCCAACACAACCACUCCAUAUCCACUUCUGGAUUUUAAUCAAACUAGUCAAAGUGAUCGUUCAGAUAGUUCACCUAGUAUGACUGAGGUUACAUCAGGAAUGGAGGAUUUGCAUUUACCUCCAAAUCAUAAUAAUAAACCAUAUAUACCGCAUGAUAUUCAGCAACAACAGCAAUAUGGCCAAGGUCAAAUGCCACAAUAUCAAUACGAACCUAUCCCUCCACCACAGCAUCAAUAUCAAUACCCACAAUGCCAACCACAAAAUUAUGCGCGUCAUGCAUCAGCGCCACAGCAUCAACAACAACAGCAACAGCAACAGCAACAGCAACAACAUCCCUCAGUCCAAAGACAAAAGUAUAGAAGCUUAUUAGCUAAUGAUGAUGGAUCUGAUAGACAACAACGUUUAUCAAGUUUACCCACGCAUUUGAUACCAAACGUUUCUCAUUCAUCUUCGGGAAACUCUUCACCUAGAAUGGCGGGACAAAUAUCACCUAGUGAACAACAUUUCUACCAACAGGAACAACAACAACAGGCUAAAGACCCAGCCGUGUAUGACUCGCCAAAGAUUGGUGUCACAUCACCAUCUAGUGCACCAUACCCAGUCUAUGAUUCUACUCCUGCAUCACCACCGCCAGUUUUUGCAUUCAAAGACAAUGGUAUCUCAUCACCACCUUCAAAUCCGUUAUCUGCUACUUCAUCGGUAGUUAACCUCAACCUCAACAAUAACACAAACAACUUGGAUCAUCAAAUAUUUAGUAGAUCUGAAAACAACUUGAGUACACCUUCAGUUGCAGUAUCCACUACGAAGUACGGUCAUAAUCGGUCAGUAUCAUCUACAUCAUCAUUCUUCUAUGAUCGUAAUGAUAAUUCAUCAAUGAUUGACUUCAAUCAAAAUGUGAUUCAGCUGUAUCUCGGCUCAAAUUCAGCCAAUUUAUUGCCUAGAAUCAAGACUUUGGAAUUGUAUCGUAAAAACGCCAAGAAAUCAAAUGAUCCAAAUGUAUUGUUUCAAUAUGCUCAGUAUAUGUUGCAAACAGCAUUGAUGUUGGCGGCUGAAUCAACAAACAACGCAACAGCAUCCACAACUACAUCGGUAUCGGGUGAUAAUACCCCCGUCAACAAUAGAUCAAUUGAAAACUCCCCACGUAGACCAGACACAAACAAAGAUAAACACAAGAGAAAUAAAUCAAUUGAUUUUUCCACAAUUGAAGUUGAAGGUAAUGAAAAGAAAUUACGCAAGGCAUUUUUAAAAGAAGCGGUAUAUUAUUUGAAAAAAUUGUCCGACAAGGGGUAUACUGAAGCCCAAUAUUUGUUAGGAGAUGCUUAUAGUUCAGGAGCGUUGGAUAAGAUUGACAAUAGAGAUGCAUUUAUUCUUUUUCAAGCAGCUGCAAAGCAUGGACAUGUUGAAAGUGCAUAUCGUACCAGUUAUUGUUAUGAAGAAGGAUUAGGUACCGGUAGAGAUGCAAGAAAAGCAGUUGAAUAUUUGAAAAUUGCCGCAUCGAGAAAUCACCCAGCAGCAAUGUAUAAAUUGGGGGUUUAUUCCUUCUACAAUCGUAUGGGAUUACCUAAUGAUAUGAAUACAAAGAAAAUGGGAAUUAAAUGGUUGACUAGAGCUACUAAUGUAGCCACGGAAUUAACAGCUGCAGCACCCUAUGAAUUGGGUAAGUUAUAUUACCACGGUUUCAAAGAUAUUGUAUUGCAAGAUAUGAAAUAUGCAUUGGAAUUGUAUGCCCAAGCAGCAGCAUUGGGUCAUACACAAUCAGCAGCUAUAUUGGGCCAUCACUAUGAAAUCGGUGAAGUUUUGCCACAAGAUUCAAACUUGUCAAUUCAUUAUUACACACAAGCUGCUUUAGGAGGAGACCCAAAUUCUAUGUUGGCCAUGUGCGCAUGGUACCUCGUGGGAUCUGAUCCAUAUUUACCUAAAGAUGAACAAGAAGCAUUUGAAUGGGCUAAACGAGCAGCAUCAUGUAACUUGCCAAAAGCACAAUUUGCAUUGGCUAAUUUUUAUGAAAAGGGAAUUGGAUGUAUCAAGAAUACCAAGGAGGCUCAAGUUUGGUACAUAAAGGCAGCUGAAAAUGGUGAUGAAAAGUCAUUGACUAGAUUGACUGACAAAGAAGCAGUUGCCAGGAUUCAAAAGAAGUUGAAAAAAAGACCCAUUGUCAGUCAUGCUGAUGGAAGUGCGGCUCAAGAAAAGGACUGUGUUAUUAUGUAA